GAGAGCUUGCUGGGAGCGCGAGCGUAGUGGCAUCAUACGCAAGGGGCGUGACGGAGGCGUGUCAUAACAUAUCAGCGCCACUGUUUCAUGUGUUGAUCGAGCCCUGCUGAGAACUGCGCUCUUUCUUGCUUCACCGGAGUAGACAUAAACAAAUCAUUAACAGCUAAAGGUGCAGUUUUCUCCAGCAACAUAUGCGCUGUCAGGGCUAACAUCGGCAGAGUUUAUUGUGGCUAACGGAGAGGAUAGAUCGCUCCUCUGGGAAGACGUCGAGAAGUCGGCCACAGGUAGCUGUUUCGGCUCUGAAUAUUAAAGUACAGGUCAUGCGGGUGUCUUCGGAGGGGCAGAGAGCUGUGAUCCAGUGCUGCUGUUACUGCUAGUGACCCCGGUGGACUGAUCGCUUUUGCCGCAAGCUGAGCAGGAACGACGGAAUAAGCAUGUCCCGAAGAAAGCAGAGCAAACCCCGGCAGAUCAAACGCUCUAUUGGGGAUCUUAAUGGAGGUGAGGAUCCAUCUGACGAUGUAAGUGUGUCAGGAGAGGAGGGCGGGGCUUCAGACCAGGAGGACUCUGCAGAGUGUGACGGUUCAAGUCCACCUUCAUUUACACCACUUUAUAACGAAGAGCCAAGAACCCAUGAGUCCCUGGCGGUGCAGGAUGAGGGUGAGGAAGAUGAGAAAGGACCAAAACACUGUACAGAAGAUGAGGAGGAGGAAGAGGCAGAUAGGGAAGGGGAACCCCAGUGGAACGGCCCAGAUGAUCUUAUGCUAAGCGGUAGUGCUGAUGACUUCAAGGUCCUGGCCCUCAGGGACCUGUCAGGUGACACCAUGUGGGGUCCGUUUUCUGGCAGCAUCCAAUCAGGGGAGACAACAGAUGGACCUGCCAAUGAGAGGCCUGUAAUGUCUCUGGAGUGUGAGGAGGCAGACUGCUGGCUCAAAAGGAUUCCUGUUACCUCAAGCCCCACCGAGUCAAACUGCAUCAUCUACAAUCAGGGAGGAGCAUUAUUCUGUAAGCUGACGCAGGAGCUGUCCAGUGGAGAUGCACUUUAUGCAACACUGUCCUGCUCCACCGCGGAUCAGUCGGCGGUGACUGAGACCCAGAGCGUGCGGGUGAAGGAGGAGCCAGCGUACCCUGCAGCUUUGCACUCUGAGAUCCAGCUCCUCCCUCAACAGGCUGGCAUGGCUGCCAUCUUAGCAACUGCUGUCGUUAAUAAAGACAUUUUCCCUUGCAAAGACUGUGGGAUCUGGUACAGGAGUGAGAGAAAUCUCCAGGCCCAUCUUAUGUACUACUGCGCGAGCCGACAGAAGCAGCAGACCUCGGCCUCUCCUCCACAGGACAAGCCUAAAGAUUCGUAUCCUAAUGAGAGGCUGUGUCCAUUCCCACAGUGCAACAAAAGCUGCCCCAGUGCCAGCUCACUGGAGAUCCACAUGAGAACGCACAGUGGAGAACGUCCAUUUGUGUGUUUGAUUUGCCUGUCGGCUUUCACCACUAAGGCGAACUGUGAGCGGCACUUAAAGGUUCACACAGACUCUCUGAAUGGUGUGUGUCACAGCUGUGGUUUCAUCUCCACAACGCGAGACAUCCUGUAUAGCCACCUGGUCACCAGUCACAUGGUUUGCCAGCCUGGCUCUCACAGUGAGGUGUACUCACCCAAACUGGCUGCAGGCUUGAGUCCAGGAGACUCUGGCAUUGUUCUGAAAUGUCAAGUGUGCGGCUACUCCGCCGACACACCUGCCCUACUUCAGCAGCAUGUUCACACACACCUGGAAGUGAGGGUUCCAGCUGAGAGGAGCCCUGUGCCUCGCCAGAGCAGUCCUCCUUCCCCUGAGCUUCCAGAGCUGCAAGAGACGGAGCCUGCUGCCUGUGUGCCCCGACCAGAUUCCUCCAGCCCAGGAGCCAAUGGCAGCUCAGCCUCUCAAGGCUGCAGUCCCCUCAGCCAACUAAAUAUCAAAGAGGAGCCACGUUCAGACUACGAAAACGACUCAAAGGAAGAAGAACAGGCGGGCAGUCCUCAAGGAAAUGCUGUGGAGGCAAGCUCAUCUCAUUCUACUUCACCUAAGAGCCCCAUAGUGGUGGCAGUUAAGACGGAGCCAGCCAGUCCCACUCCAGGUUCCAGUCCCAUACACCCUGGAACGGGCAGUUCGGUUCUCCCUGGAGGUGCAGUGUUCUUACCACAGUACAUGUUCAAUUCUGAAGCUGCCAUAAUGCCGCAAGCAUCUGAAAUCCUGGCAAAGAUGUCUGAGAUGGUACACAGUAGGCUUAAACAGGGACAAGGACCAGCAGCUGGACAGCAGAGCUUCUACCCACCAGGCUCUCCUGCUAGCGUUCACAAAGGAGCCACUUGCUUUGAAUGUGACAUCACCUUCAACAACAUCAACAACUUCUACGUCCACAAGAGGCUUUACUGCUCCAGCAGGCAUCAGCAAGGUGAGGCAGCAGGUCUAAUGAAGGAAGGGGCGGUCACAGCAGCUGCUCCUCCUGCCGCUCAUGCUGCUUCACCCCAGGCCAGACCGGUCAGCCGCGCGGCUUCGGCCUCUCCUAGCUACCCUGACCCUGCCCCAGGAGGCACGGCCUCGGAGCCCAAGUUAGUGGAGGUGAAAACUGAGGAACCAGGGCUGAAAGAGGCCACCUGCUCAUCCUCCUCAGAGGGAGAGGGACCUGGGGGAGGCCAGGCCAGCGAGGGUAGCCAAAGUCCUAGUGGCUCUGCUGAAGACCAAGACGAUGAUCCCACUCGCACCUUCUGCCAGGCCUGCAACAUCCGAUUCAGCCGCCACGAUAACUACAUUGUCCACAAGCGAUUCUACUGCGCCUCGAGACAUGAUCCCUCCAACCAAAGGGGCAAUUCUGGUAAGACUGCCUUCCUUCCCCAACCUAUUCGCACACGCAAGCGCAAGAAGAUGUACGAGAUCCACAUGGCUCAAACUGAGGCUUUGGCCAACGCCACUGCUUUGCCAGCAGCAACAAGUCUGGGGGUAAAACAAGAGGGCCCUUCCGUUCCUCCAUUGCCCCAAGUAUCCACCCCAUCACGCAGCUCAAGUCCUGAAGGUGAUGGACCCAUCGACUUGAGUAAAAGACCCAGACUAAGAGAAAGCCAGAGAGGGGGCAGUGUUCCUGCUUUGCCCCUUACUGACUACCACAAGUGUACUGCCUGCAGCAUUAGCUUCAACAGCAUCGAGAACUACCUAGCCCACAAGACCUACUACUGCCCUGCAACAACCCUGCAACCGCACACUAUGGAACAGCUUAACCGGUUGAAGAGGCCUGCUUCCACUUCCCCAAAGAACCGAGCAGUAGACGUGCACCCUGACGCCAAAGGGCUUCAGACAUGUAAAACCGCAGCGGUUCUGCAUCCAUCUGCCCUACCUGGCUCUGAAUCCACUCCUCCACAUGUGCAGGGACCAAAGACCCCCAGCACCUCCCCAGUGGUGUGUCCUUACUGCCCUCCCAACAGACCGCUGACCUGUGAUCUGAUGGAGCAUUUUAAAACGACUCAUGGUCUGGUGCUCACACUACAACAACAUCUCGAGUCAACCCAGUCCUCUAGAGUCAGUCCUAGUCCUAGCCUUAGUCCACGGGAUGGAGCUCCUCUCACCCCUCCUAAAAAACCAAGCCCUCGGCACCGUAAGAAUAGCGUGAAUGGUCGGAGCAUCAAGGUGGAACCAACAUCUCCUUCCUCACCUGUGCUUAAUGGAAGUCCGCUAGAACCCCAGUCUGUGGGGUCUGGUUUUCCGAAAACCGCACCCCCUGCCCUCUCCCCUACAGGAGUAACUGUGUCACCUGUGCCUGAAGCGCUAAGAGAGGUUGGGCAGCUAGGCCACACCCCAUUACCCACACUCCUCCCUGAAAAGGCAGGCCUUGCUGUAAGCCACGUCCACACAACUCUGUCCACACCUAAAACACCCCUCGCCUCUCCUCUGCAGAACGGAAACACCCGCUACUGCCGGCUGUGCAACAUCAAAUUCAGCAGCCUCUCCACUUUCAUUGCACACAAAAAAUACUACUGUUCCUCUCACAGUGCCGAACAUGUCAAGUGAUCCCUCUACCCAGUCAAUUCUGCCAUUCCUCUCAUGCAUAUAAGUGCCAAUCACGGCACUGCCCGACCAGAGCAUGAUAGCGGGACUGUUACUAGCCAGAUACGGACAUCUUCAUGCCGACCGCGUUAUCUGGUGUUGUUACUAUCGUAACUUAUUAUACGUUAUGGGUCAAGUUUGUAUUACACUAAGAGAUGAGACUACCUGCACACACAGAAUGUGCCCCACUGACUUAUUCCCUCAUCCAUGCAGACUACUUCUUUCAUCUGUGAGUUUAAAAAUCUGCUGAUGGAAAUAACAUCUUGCCCUUUAAUUAGCUUUGAAAAUGCUGUUUUAAUCACUCCUAAGUUUUUAUGUUCAUUUUAAUCAAUGAUGGCAUUGUAUAUUGGUAAAAGAUUGUUUGACUGAGCCAUUUUUAUUUUGUUUUAAUUUUUUUAAUUUGGGGUUAAUUCUGACCCCUAGUGGAGGUGUUUAUAGAACCCAGUCUGCAGAUUUUUGUCAAUACACUGAUGCAAAAAAACUGGAGUAAAAACUGAGUUACCCAGUGGAAACUGGUGUCAUCUGGUUACCAGUUCAAGAUGAAAGUUUUUGAAUGAUAACAAAUAUGAAGAAACUAUUUAUCAUCUAUCAUCCUCAUGCAUUUCAUGUAAGUUAAAUACUACCUAGUUUCUUUUGAAAGAAAGACUUUGUUUUUGUUUUCAUACUGUCAAAAGGAACCAUUUCAAUCUUCAGUGUGGUGUUUUUCUUGGUUCUUGCAUAUGAAAUUGUGUCAUAUUUGAAUUUUUUGCAUUGAUCAUUGGGACUUGAGAGGAAAUUCUGUAAGUGUUGGUCUAGUGAGGGAGAAGACGGCACACACUGUACUGUCUCAGUAUUUGGUCGUUGCUUCCAGACAGACAUUUUCCAUCAGAUGGAUGUGCAUUACGGAUCUAAGGACUGUUUUGGGGUUUUAGGGUUUGGAUUUUGAACAGUUUUAGAUGUUAGCUGUCUCUAGUCACCUUGCCGAAUGCAAAACUUUCACUGAUUCAAAUCCAUAACCCUUCUGACCUACUGAAAAAGUGCCAUCUGUACUCUAGACGAACCAUCAUGGACAUGCAAAGAAAAGCAUGUUUUUUUGGGUCUUUGUUUCUUUUUCUUUUUAACCUUGAAAUGAAGUAUAGCAUAGAAUAGAUUCACAUAAAUGUCUUGCACACUGCUGAAUGAUGUUGAAGGCCACUGAAAGCAAGAGAAUUUGAAACUGACUCAUUGCUCGUAUUGCUUCUUUCUUAAACUGGCAACCCAGUGUCACUCUUGUCCUUCUCUCGUUCGCUCUGUUUCUCUCUCUUUUUCAAUUUUGCAUUCUCAAUGAUGACUCAGUGAUGUUUUAUGCUCCUUUACAUGUGCGUGAAUGUUGAAAAGAACAGCGUCAUGCAAUCUAUCCUCUUGUGCGGGCUACCUUGGCAAAGCCUUAACAAAGCCUCUCGUCAAUAUGUCUGAAACAACGGGUCACUUACGUCCACAAUGCUCGUUGCUCUCCCCCACUAAGUGGACUUUGUGUAUGUUACCAGUGGUGUUUCCCAUUUCCUGUGUUACAAAAAUGCAACCUCAGUCGUCUCUGCGGUAAGAACAGGAACGAGUGCAAAUGAGAACAGUUUAAAUUUCUCUAUGCUGUUGUGGGUUUGAAACGGUGCUGCACCCGUUGUGAACUCAGAGGUGUUUACAAUUCCAUUGUUUUAUCAUUUAUCGACUGUCUCAAGUCCAAAAGACCAGUGCUGAAAACCUUUGACCUUUCCAGAUCCCUUUUCUAUUGCACUGUGUUGUACAAAAAAUGCUGAAUGUUUUAGUUUUAGAAGCUUUUUUGUAUGUAUUUAUGUUUUUACAGCACUUUUCCUUGUCCAAACCUAUCCCCGAAGGAUUUAAUCGUGAAUUUAGAACAUUCUAAAACAAAUGAAAGAUAAUUAAAAUACUUUGUGAAUAAUUAAAAAUGUUGAUGGAAAAAUAAUGUCAACCUUUUUCUUUUUCUUUCUUUUUUUUUUUAGCUACAAAAAGUUCCACUACACACUUGUCCAAACUAUGCAUGGGAAAUAAAGAGUCCAGAAGGACAUUCAAAGUGCAAGAGAACUUGUCGUACUCUUCUCUCUCUAAGUAGUUUGUAGACUGUGAUGCAACACACAUUCUGCGUUCUGGGAACUUUGCAUACCAUUGUUUUUUUAUGAAGUGAUUUAUUUAUUUUUCUCUUUGGCUCAACCGUUUGACAGACAGUGUUUGUAUUGGUGGCAUAUUUUAUUUUUGUGUAUGAGAACAAGGGUUAGUUCACACACACACACAGAAAAAAGAAAAUUGGGCCAUUUACUAACUCGUGUCAAACACUGCUUUUUUUUUUUUUUUUUUUUUUUUAAGUGAAAAUAUCUAUUUAGAAGAAUAUCCAGACUACUAGAACUGGACAGUAGAAAAAUCUCUUUCCACUUUAGUUGCAUGAAAAAAACAACAACAUAAUUGGUCCAAAAAUCAACCCUUGGAUUUAUUUAUUAUUUUACAUAUACAAAAGAAUACUUGAACAACUUUAAGGGAUCUUUUUAAUACAGUCUUUGUGCCUGCUAACAGGAAGCACAUAUCAGUGUUGAAAUGAUGUUCUGUUCUACACUACAGACAGCUUACAAGCAAGUUCACGUCAAUAUUUACAUUCACAGACUGAAGGUUGUUGUACAAGGUGAAUUAUUACUCAUUUCCCACCACUCUUUUACCAUUAUUGUUUCGUCAAGCCUUUUGAUUUAAAAGUAUUGCUCACGCAGCCAUUCCAGAGGCAGCAUGCUUUUACAGCACACUCACUAAACCCGAGCUGUAAUUAUCUGAAUAAAGCAAAGCUUUCUUGACUUAAGUAUCAAGGCUAUUUCGCCCCCUGCUCUUUAAAAAGAUUGUUGGAUGCCUGUACCUGUGGAUUAUUCUUCAUUGUGACUUCAUUACUCACUCUUUAACCAAAAAAACUGAUAAAAACUUCUCAUCUUGACAUCUCAUAUUAAUUCAAGGCUCUUUGCUUUUAUUUUGUCAUCAUUUGAGCCUAGGGAAAGAUCUCUCAGGUAUUUUUAUUAUACAAAUUUAUUGGUGAAACUGUGGAGGAAAAAAAAAAGACGUUAUGUUUCACAAAAUGAGCUUUAGGGAAUAAACCGUAACUUUUGGCGCUCUAGCGGUUAAUAAACAUAACUGCAUGCAUUUUUUGCGGAAGAACAUUUAGCCGGAGCUACUUCUCUCUGUUUAUGUCUUUGACAAAUCAUGCAGUGGUUCCACCAGAACCAGUCUGAAAUAGUCCGAAUAUAAAAACGUAUUAUAGUUGUACCGUAGUGAUUCAGGACAAGCCAAAAACACUGUUUGGAAAACAGAUACAUGUAGUAAUGUAACUCGGGGAGUUGAGGGCAAUUUUACCUUUUCAGUUUUCAUGGUCAGACUGAAUGAUAUUUAAUGAAAAGGCUUUGUUGAAUGGUAUUUAAAAUCCAUUAGGUGUUUUAAUGGGCACAAUACCUUACAAAUUGUAGUGGUAAAUUCCUAAAAUUUCCAUUUCUGCAUAAUGAUGCACAAAUCCUGCUAGAAUUGAGUUAUUUAGCAUAUCCCUGACUUGCAGAGGUAGACAGGUCCCAAGACAAGAGCUCUACAAUGCUACAGCAUUAAUGGAGGUAACAAUAGGGUUUAAACAGGAGCCGCCCUGCCAUAAAAACAUUGCUCCUUAGAUGUUCACCCUCUUUAUGAAUGUACAAGGAGGCUUUAUUGUUGAUAACCCAAGUAGAAUACAACUGUAUCUACAAACAAUCAUUUUCAAGGCUUAAAAUAUUCUGAAGUCAAGGGUAGCCCUUGUUUCCUAACAUUAGUCCAUAAAGUGAUGCAUGUACACUCUUAAAAUAUAGGUUCCAAAUGGGGUUUUGCAGCAAUGCCAUAGAUGAACCAUUCUUGGUUCCCCCAAGAACCUUUUAGUAAAGAGUGUAUAAGACUUAUUGCACUCUGAAAUUAAUUCAACCAUUUUCAGCUGCAUUUACCAGGUCAUAAAACAUACUGAACUUGAUUAAUUCAUAGCCAAGCAUGUCUAAAACAGAAUAAAAGGGUUAGAGAAUCAUGACCCAGAGGUCUCCUCUUUAGGGACAUUUACAAGUACCUGACAUGUUUUUCCUUGUACUAGUUUUUAAAACCUCAUUUAGGAUUCAGUUAACGUAUUUCCCAUUUAUUGGAGUUGUGACCCAUAUAGAUCUCCCUUGGAACAGAGACGAAGAGUGAAAAUAGAGUCUGUCUGUGCAAAAUACACUAAUCAAUAAAGAAAUAUGAGAACAAAGCUCACCUGCAGUGCAAGAAUGCAAUUUAGCACAGCAUGUAACAGACAGUGAUGAUUAUAACCAAGUGGCACAUGUAAUCAAGUGCACGUUCAUGAAGGUCAGAUUAUCUUUAGGUGGUCAUAAUUCACGCUUUUAGUAUCUGGCAGUGUUUCUUUUUUCCUUUUAGUCAUCUGAAUGCUGUAAAAUGGCACAGCCUUUAGUGUGACAGCUGGCAAUGCAGAUAAAGUCAAUGAAUGCAAUUUCAGAUGCUGUGUAUUCUCGAGCCGGUUUUGAAUUUUCUGAAUGGCUUUUCAAUCGUGUGUCUUGAUGUUGCUGUACCUGUGUCUGCCACCUGUCUGUCUGCAUGGGUUAAACCUUCCAAAAAAAUGACAUUAAAAUGAAGGUGCUGUUUUGAGUGGUUUUGGUUACAGCGAUCCAAGUCAGGUGGUCUAUUAUUCUGAAGUACCCAAAGCAGAUAGCUGUCCACUUUGGCAUCCUCAAUACACAUCAAGUGUCAGAUCUUCUGCAACCUCCCCUGGCCUUUGCUGAGCUCAUCUCCGAAUAUGAUUUGGCACCACUUUAUUUCAUCAGUGUUUUUCAUUUUCUUAAUGACUUCAGGGCUGACAGCAGUAGUGGAGAUGAACAGUCAUAUCCUUGCCCAAGGAAAUGCUCUUCAAUUUUUGUUAUACAGCAUGUUUAACAAUAAAAACAACAACAAAAUAUCAUAAUUCACCCUUUCUUGCACUUCUUCCUUUUUUAUUUUUGCACUCAUUCUCUAUCCCUUCUGGGCUGAAAGUUUAGUGAUGGGGUCAGUAACUAAAAGUUGCGAAAAUCUAACAUCUAUCUAAAUCUAUUUAUCAGCAGUCAUGGUAGGUAAGCAGUACACAGUAGCUUGCUGAGCAAUUACAGCAGCAACAAGCUACUUGUCCAGCAAGAUGCAAUUGUAUGACUUUGUCAUUUGUGACUGUAUAUUGUACAUGCUGCUUUAAAGUCGAGCAAACUAAACUGAAAUAAUUAAACACGUUAAACUUAAAUGUCUAUGCUUUUUUCAGUGCUGGAAAGUUCGAUUCAUUUUAGUGAAUCAGUUCGUUCGGAAGAGUCAUUUAAAUUAGACAUGAACAGUGAUGCCUUGGGAAGUAGUGAAAUAUAGUUUGGGUUCAGUGGGAAGGGUAUAGACUGUUUGUCUGUUUUUGUAUUAAAUUGUAUUUUUGUAGGUUUCCCAGGCGGUGGCAUUUGAAGGGGCGGUGGGUGCACAUGUGGUGUAUUGAAUUUGGCUGCCAUGGUGUUACUUUUGCAUGGUGUUUGGACAUGAAUGAAUGUGUGUUGGUAGUGUGUGUACACAACCAUCCUAUAAUGAUAAAAAUCCACACUUCUUUUUUUACAUCUCCAUAAAUCAUAAGCAGUGUCUCCCAACUAGGACUUGGUUUUCUGACUUGGUGCUAAUGUGACGUCACAUUAGCUAUAGGCUUCGCCCACGAAUGUUGACAGAUGCUGCUGUUUUCACACAGAACCACCCUGAGCGAGUUCACAGUGAGUUGUACACAGUCCGCCAUUGCUGCACUGAC
Cyprinus carpio (common carp) is the source of this 9861-nucleotide messenger RNA. RefSeq names its product zinc finger protein ZFPM1-like. Gene Ontology annotation, biological process: megakaryocyte differentiation; positive regulation of transcription by RNA polymerase II; negative regulation of transcription by RNA polymerase II. Gene Ontology annotation, cellular component: nucleus. Gene Ontology annotation, molecular function: RNA polymerase II-specific DNA-binding transcription factor binding. NCBI's taxonomy places the organism in Eukaryota, Metazoa, Chordata, Actinopteri, Cypriniformes, Cyprinidae. The record is from RefSeq and is a predicted model, not a curated record.